AUGGUUGAAAAUAGUGAAGAGUCGAAUCGCGAAGAAUUAAUCUUCUUUGAUACAUUUUCUCACGAUUUACACGAGAAGCUCAAUCUUGAUUUAGUUCAAUUUCGACAAAAUCCAGUGUACAUUUCGGAGAUUCGUAUAAUUCCGUUGGGUGCUCGAGUUCAAGCUGAUUUUCCAGGUGGUGGAAAUCGAUUAGGAGCAACAAAUCCCUCUCAAUUCGAUAUAGAGUUUUUUGUAAAUGAUCUUAGUGUAAAUGUAGCAAGUACUUUUGAGCGUUUGGGCAAAUUCUCCUACAAUCAAAAUGAGUGCAUCAAUUUCAAAUGCAAGGAUGACAUGAGACGAAUUCCGACCGAUGGACUAGUUUUGAAGGGAUAUUAUACAACAAUUACACUUGCCGUUUAUGGAAAUGUCAUAAGUUACGGAAGUAUGCAGAAAAUUGUUGGAAGUAACAAUGUUGAAGGGAGUGCUGUCCAAAUAUCUUCAAAUGAUGAGACUAAUGAAAGUGAAAAUGGUGAAAUUUAUAAUACAAAUAAUCACCAUAAUGAUUUUCAGGAUCAAAACUCCUCAUGUGAUCCAACAGUCUCGUCAACGAUUGCCGACGAUUUAAAGGAAGGUGACCAACCAAAUUUAUCUCCUGCUGAUAUUUACUCGAGAUCACCGAGUAAGGAACAAGAUCUAAUAAAGACUAAACGUGAUUGGUCAACAAGUGACAGUCCAGAAGAAAGUUUUCAGCAUAACAAGAGACUAAGAUAUGACCGUCGUAAACCUCGUUCACCCCCACUCCAAUCACCGAGAAUAUCUCGUCCAGAAUCCGAUGAUGAGUUGUUGAAAAAGAAUAAUCAUUCACUGGAUAAUGAUUAUGUCGAUCAGUCAACACAUUUAUCGACCACAUUCUGUCCAUUAUCUCCAUCGUUGGUCAACAAUAAUACUCCGAUAGAAUCACCAACAGAGAUGGAAGAUAUUGAACCUAUUGAAUUGGAACCAAUUUUAAGUGAUGACGAUAUCAUGGACGAAGUAAACGGACUAGAUGACUUUACGGACGAAAUGUAUGUUGAAGAAUUUUCCAUCAAAAUGUUUAAUCCAUUUACAGACAAUCUAAGAAAGGCAGAUCAGAAACCUCAUGAUAAGUGCAAGGUUGAUAAAUUAAGAGAACAAUUGCAUAAGAUGACAGAGACAUACAAUAAGACGUUUAGUCAUCGUGAGAUGCUCAAUGAAAAUUGGUUGACAUUUUGCGAGCAAUUAAUUCAUUGCCUGCAUUCAUCAACAGAACAAAUUGAAAUUUUUACUCAAACCAUCGAUGUUAAUGUCAUGAAUGUCAUUUUAUCGUGCAUAAAGAUCGGUUUAAGCUAUUCGGAAUCGACAAAAUAUCAUCAAGCUGGAUGUAAUCUUCGUCAUUUAAAAGCAGGCAUUCGACUUGUUGAAUGCUUUGCCAAUAAUUCGACCGUCUUUAAGUGGAUCAUUCAGGAUCAAAAAUAUAAUUUGUUUAAAAAUCUCUUUGAUCUAUUUCCGUGUCAGUUAGUUCCAAUGCCAGUGAAAUUACUUGUGGCUCGAGUUGUUCAUAAGCUAAUUGAUACUAGUGACGGAAUUAAUGAGUUUAUAGAAUUCGAUGGAUAUAAGAACAUAGUGACUAUGUUGAGCUCAAUUAUUGAUAUUAGGUUGCUCUAUACACUAAAACAAAUUUUGAAGAAAAUGCAUGUCUAUGAGACAUUACAAAGUAUCAAGAAUUUAUCAAUUGAAAUAUUUCGAAAGUGUAAACGGACCGAACAGUGUUGUGAUUAUGAACAAAUUAUAGAACUUGAAAAUUUAUUUGCAGCAUUAAUUGUGUCACAUAAACAAGAUAUCUUACAGACUCGAAAGUUUGUUCCAAUUGCAAGCCAAUUUGAGAUUCCGUCGAAAGUUAAAUCGCCAGAUUUUGUGUCGUUUUAUAAAAUUCACAGCUUUAUGGAGACAUUAGUGCUGUUGUUAAAUGUCAAGAAUUUUAUUUCAUCGAAAUUAACGUUUUUAGUGUUCAAUUAUGUCCGAUUGAUGCUUAACAAUUCAAAAGAAUUUAACUACCUUUCCGAUAACAUUGACAUGUCCAACGAUCUUGUCAGAAUGUUAUUGGAAUUAACUAAUAAUGAGACUAUGACUAGCAAUGAGACGACAACAACGACAGCAGCAGUUACGACAACAAAUAGCAGUGACGAGACACUCAAGAAUCUUAAUAUUGAUAUUGGACUAGAGAUUGCAUACAAGAUGGAAACAAAGUAUCUUAUGGACUCGAUUAGUCAAUUGACAGAUGAAAUUGAUAUUGCUGAAAAGUUGGACUCACUUUACUAUUUAUGUGUUGGAAUUGGAAAGAAACAUGUGCUGGAUUAUGUGGCUAUGGACGAUAAUCUUUGUGUGUUCCUAAAUCUGAUUGAUCGCGAGAAGAAAGUAAGUGCGGCACAUGGAUCGCCUGGAUUUAAGCAUAAAUCUCCAGUUUUAAGUUAUUGUAUUGAUAUUGUGGACUUUGUUGUGAGAAAUGUCGAGAAUUUGGAUUAUUUGAGAAAGUAUGAAGGAGUCCUCUUGAACCUCGUUAAACAUCAUGACUCAUUUGAGCCGUCUGUAGCUGCAAUGCUUCAAGAAAUGUCUGUAUUUUUGAAGCCACUGGAAGUAGAUAAAUUAUUCAAUUAUGAUGAUCUUACACCGUUAAUUGAAAUCAUUAAAAGGAACGUCGAGUACUUGACCAAUUUUCCAGGUGACUUGAUCAUGACAUUAAGGAUUCUAAAGUAUCUAAUUGCCGUAGAAAGCAAGUCAGAUUAUCGUGAAUUAAAGAGUGACUAUUAUGCAAUUUUGCUGUAUCAUAAUGACGGUCUAUUAACACUCUUGUCUGUCCUCGAGAAAAUUUCAACUCACUUUGAUCAGCCAAUGAUUCAUGCAUAUCUAUUUGGAGCCAAUCAAGGAGCAUUAAUGAUGAAAAUUGUCCAUCCAACAGUUCAAAUAUUAAGGAAAAUGCUCGUUCAAGUGAUUGAGUCAAGGAAUGUAAACUUCAAGGAUAUAACGGCGAUAGAGACACUGCUAAAAACUUACACAUUAAUGCACAGCAUUAACUCACGAUGUUCAAUUUAUAAGGAUGCAAAGGAUGUGCAAAAUGAAAUCAUUAAAAUACUUUUAACAUACACGCAAUCAUUAAGUCCGGACGUGAUGAAUACAACAAAUAUUCAUAAAAGCUUAUGGACACAAAUGUUUGGUGAAAUUAUCAAGUACACACUAAAUGGACCGCAUAGAUUUAUAUCAGGAUUAACAAUUUUAAGUGAAUUACUUCCACUACCUCUGCCAAUUCCGAUACAAUCAAAUGAAAUAAAUAAGUUAGAAGCACAAAGAUUAAUCACGGAACGGCAAUUGUGGAGUGCUCAUUUACAUCCACAAAGUCAACUGAUUAUGGAAAUGAUACAGACGUUUUGUAUAAGUUGUAGCACAGAAUUAUUAUCAAUAUUGUACAGUGUUUGUGUUCAAUUGUCGGACUUGGCACCGAAUAUGACAUUAUUAGUGGCACGAUCGGUUGUUGAUAUGAUACUCGCGGAGGCAGCUGAGAGAAAUAAUGAAGGAUCUGUGACACUAUCGAGACUCUUAAAGUUCCUAGCAUUAUUAGUGCGUCAUGCUUGCAUGAAAGUCUCUGUACUGUCUAUUUUAAGUGGUAAAUUGGCUGAAGUUUUGUCACAUUUACUGAGGAUAUCCAAUGAUGGAAAUAGUGAGCAUGUUCUGUCUCAAUUCUAUGUCUAUAUGCUCCUUCAAUAUCUCUUUGAUAGUGAAAUAUCAAUGUUGACUGGAUCCGAUCAUAAUCCCGAAUUAAUUCUUGCAAGUGGCUUACCAUUUAAGGAACACAUAGCACAAUUUGCUGACGAUGUUGUUGAUAAUUUUACAAAGACUAGUGCUGAAAAUUUGACAUAUUCAUCAUUAAGACUCAUGACAUUAAUGGCUGAACAUGAUGUAACAUUAAAGUUUCUCAAGAAUGCUUUGAGUAGCAAGGACGAAAAGUUUGUUGAGCGUCUCAAUUCGAUUGCUGAAAAGUGCAAGAAUGAUCGAAAGUACAUGCAAGUCAUACCAGACGUAAUGGAACUGCUCAGAUCACUUGUGAAUAGCGAGAUAAAUGAAAUGAUAUCGACACUUCCGCAAAGAACAAUCUCUUUAAGCAUCAGUGAGCUUGCUAAUGUCCUUAAAUGGAAUUCUGAUGAAUAUAGAAAUGGAAACAAAAUUCACUUUCUGCAAGUCUUUAAAGCUCUCGUGAAUGAGACAGACGAUGAAACGAGAGACUUGAUUAAAGGAAUCGUUCCGACUGUAAAAGUUGAUCUUGACUUAUUGCUUGACCAAUUGCGUGAGACAUCAAAGAAUACACAGGAUGUUGUUGUGUCUACUGACGAUGAUGUAACUUUAUUACAAGCUGAAGGAAUUGUCACUCAAUUUUCGUCCAGAAUCCCAUAUUAUGUAAGCGAUAACAUUGAGGAAAUAACAAUGGAUUAUUGGAUGUUAAAUACAUGUAGUGCAACUGAUAUGGAAGAGCUUCAAAUUAAUGAUCAAGUUAAAUUCGAUAUGGACGAGUUUAUACGCGAAUGUUUGCCAACUGAGACUGAUAUAAAGUCUGAUUGUAAGAGGCUGCUUGCAUUAUCAUCCUCACCUCAAAGCAAUAGAGAUAAAAAUCAGCCUGGUCUGUGUUUCCGUACACGACGAAUCGAAGUUGCAACAUCUGAAACGAUACCUGGACGUCCUGAAAAGAAGAUUUUCAACAAAUUUCCAACACGCGGACGAGGAUUUUCACGAGUCGCAAUUCGAGGGGAUAUAUUCAGGUCUAGACCUCCGAAUACAUCCCGUCCUCCAUCUUUGCAUGUUGAUGAUUUCGUUGCUAUGGAAAGUGGUGGACAAUCGUCUUACAAUAAGCGUGAAAUCAUGUCAAAUCCACGAAGUCGCGGACGAGCUUCCUUUAUUCGUGGUGGCAGAGGAUCAACGAGUUUUAGUUUUCAUAACAGCCCGAGAGGACACAACACUUAUCCACGAAGUUUCCGUGGUGGCCGACCGAUCAGAAGAGGUAGAGGAUUUCCACGUUAA
Messenger RNA from Chironomus riparius, 5061 nucleotides. NCBI's taxonomy places the organism in Eukaryota, Metazoa, Arthropoda, Insecta, Diptera, Chironomidae. The record is from the annotation of a GenBank genome assembly.